AUGGUUGGUGGUGUCUGGGGAAGAGGAGGAGGAGGACAAGAGGGCAUGGAGUGGUGGUCAUGGAAGUGGUGUUUGUCCCUGGGCGUCACAGGGGCAUGCAUGCUCGCGGCGCUGAAGGUGUUGCACUUGCUGUGGUGGCGGCCGAGGAAGCUGGAGGAACACUUCGCAAGACAAGGGAUACGAGGACCCCGGUACCGCUUCUUCACCGGCUGCGUCAAGGAGAUGGUCGGCCUGAUGCUGGAGGCCUCCUCCAAGCCGAUGAUGCCGCAGAACUCCCAUAACAUCCUCCCAAGAGUCCUCCCCUUCUACCACCAUUGGAAGAAGAUCUAUGGCUCCACAUUCCUGCUAUGGUUCGGGCCGACGCCACGCCUCACCGUGGCCGAUCCCGACCUCAUCAGGGAUGUCUUCUUGUCGCGAUCGGACGCCUUCGAGCGGUAUGAGGCCCACCCGCUGGUCCGGCGGCUUGAGGGCGAGGGGCUGGUGAGUCUCCGAGGGGAGAAGUGGGCUCGUCACAGGAAGGUCCUCACCCCAACCUUCCACAUGGAGAAUCUAAAGCUUCUGAUACCGUUUGUCGGGAAGACGGUGCUGGGCAUGGUGGAGAAGCUGCCGUCCUCCGGCGAGGAGGUGGAGAUCGAUGUGUCGGAGUGGUUUCAGACGGUGACCGAGGACGCCAUCACGCGGACCACAUUCGGCAGGAGCUACGACGACGGCAUGGCCGUCUUCCAGUUGCAGACGCAACAGAUGGCCUUCGCGGCCGAGGCCUUCAGCAAGGUCUUCAUCCCCGGCUACAGGUUCAUACCAACGAAGAAGAAUAGCAACUCGUGGAAAUUGGAGAAGGAGAUCAAGAGGAGUCUGAUCAGGCUAAUAGGCCGGCGGAAGGAGCUCCUCGAGCAGGAGGAAGAGAAGGGGAAGCCCGAUGGCGACGUGAAGGACCUGCUGGGCCUGAUGAUCGAGGCGAGCGGCUCGAAGCAGGGCACGGUCCCGGCGCCGGAGCGGCCUCCUCCGUCAUCGAUGUUCGCCGUGCGGGACAUCGUAGAGGAGUGCAAGACCUUCUUCUUCGCAGGGAAGCAGACGACCACCAACCUGCUGACGUGGACGACGGUGCUCCUGGCCAUGCACCCGGAGUGGCAGGAGCGCGCCCGGGCGGAGGUCCUCCGCGUGUGCGGCCCAAUCGACCUCCCCUCUCGUCACCACCUCCCCAAGCUCAAGACGUUGGGGAUGAUACUGAACGAGACGCUGCGGUUGUACCCGCCGGUGGUGGCUACGAUCCGGAGGGCGGAGGCGGAUGUGGAACUGGGCGGGUACCACAUCCCGCAGGGGACGGAGCUGCUGAUCCCCAUCAUGGGCGUCCACCACGACGCGGGGCUGUGGGGCACGGACGUGGCCGAGUUCAACCCGACCCGGUUCGCGGACGGCGCCAGCCGCGCCGCGCGCCACCCCACCGCCUUCAUCCCCUUCGGCCUCGGCGCCCGGAUGUGCAUCGGCCAGAACCUGGCCGUCCUCGAGGCCAAGCUUACCGUCGCCAUCCUCCUCCAGCGCCUCGCCUUCCGCCUCUCCCCUUCCUACGUCCACGCCCCCACCGUCCUCAUGCUCCUCCACCCCCAAUACGGUGCCCCCAUCCUCUUCCGAUCGCUUCCUCGGCCAUCCCAUCCUUCCUAACCUUCUCCUGACACAAAUCUCUCCUCCUCCUUCCUUGUCCCUCGUAUGUGUCCACCAAACACUCAUCGUGGCCCUCCUCUAGCAUUGGCGUGUGCACUGCUAUCGUGUUAUAUCCCUGUCAUCAGCUUCUUCAUCUCUCUGCUCUCCGCAGCCAACAUUUCUCUUUCAGCCUUAUAGCUAUGGCCCGGAUAGAAUAGAACAGGAUGCCCUCAUAUCAAAUCGUGCAUUUGACUCGACGAUCAUCGAAAUGCAAGAAUCUAUUUUCUUGAGGUUGCAUUCGGUCAGUUUCCCUUAUCCUCUGUCUGUCGAUGAUCUAUGGGCAGAUGGAACAUCCAUGAACAUUCAGUAUCAAAUACCACCGACACCUUCAACAGCAGGGCACUUCACUCUCAUAGCAGAGCUGCUACUCUGCAGCUUAGCAUACUGCUGCAUGGGUUGUUUUUACACAUCUCUCUGCUAAACAUACUGCUGCAUGUGUUGUUUUUACACACCUCUCUCUCUCUCUCUC
This is a messenger RNA of Musa acuminata subsp. malaccensis (wild Malaysian banana), 2167 nucleotides long. RefSeq names its product cytochrome P450 734A6. Gene Ontology annotation, molecular function: iron ion binding; monooxygenase activity; heme binding. The record is from RefSeq and is a predicted model, not a curated record. Gene Ontology annotation, biological process: brassinosteroid homeostasis; brassinosteroid metabolic process. Lineage: Eukaryota; Viridiplantae; Streptophyta; Magnoliopsida; Zingiberales; Musaceae.